This is a messenger RNA of Nannospalax galili (Upper Galilee mountains blind mole rat), 4726 nucleotides long. RefSeq names its product zinc finger protein 14-like. Gene Ontology annotation, cellular component: nucleus. Bases 125 to 2692 code for a protein of 855 amino acids. Gene Ontology annotation, molecular function: RNA polymerase II transcription regulatory region sequence-specific DNA binding; DNA-binding transcription factor activity, RNA polymerase II-specific. The record is from RefSeq and is a predicted model, not a curated record. Gene Ontology annotation, biological process: regulation of transcription by RNA polymerase II. Lineage: Eukaryota; Metazoa; Chordata; Mammalia; Rodentia; Spalacidae. The transcript has 4 exons.
CUCUAACGGUCGCCAUGUUCCGGGGUCUGCAGCGGAUUUGGCUCACUGACUGAAGGAGGUGGCAGUGCGCUGUGAGCGGCCUGCGGGGAGCUGAGGGGAGCGCGGGCGAAGCCGGAAUUCGGCCAUGGAUUCUGUGACAUUUGAAGAUGUUGCUGUGAACUUCACUCAGGAAGAGUGGGCUUUGCUGGAUCCUUCUCAGAAGAAUCUCUACAGAGAUGUGAUGCUGGAAACCUGCAGGAACUUCACUUUUAUAGGAAACAAAUGUGAAGAUGAGACUACUAAAGACCAUUAUAAAAGUUCUGAAAAAAAUCCAAGAAGUUGCAUGUUCGAGAGACUCUGUGAGCGUAAAGAUCAUCAGGAUGGAGAAACUUUCACUUGGAUAGCUAAUGCCAAUAUGAUCAUGAAAAGUUCUAGUGGCCUAACACCAUGUGAAAGCAAAGUGUGUGGGAAGGUUUCCAUGUGUUCACCCUUUCAUAACCAUCCUGCCUCUCACUCUCAGUACAAACCAUUUGAGCAUGAGGAGUAUGGAAACAAGCUGCAGAACUCUAACUCUCUCCCAAACUGUCAAGGGUAUAUGAAAACUCAUAUUAUGAAUGAACCUUUGGAAUAUAAAGCAAGUUUAAAUUAUUUUGAUUUUCCAAGUUCGUUGGUAAUACAUCAAGAAACACACGUUGAAAAAAAACUCUGUCAAUGCAAAGAAUAUAGAAAGGCCUCUGCUGAUGGCAGUUCACUUCGUACAUCUGGAGGAACUCAAACUGUAAGAAAGCAUUAUCAGUGUAAUGUAUGUGGGAAACAGCUGAGUUCUUCUACUUCUCUUCGAGGACAUGAAAGAAUUCAUAGUGGUGAAAAACCCUAUGAAUGUAAACAAUGUGGUAAAAACUUUAGAUUUCUUAGUUCUUUACAUUUACAUGAAAAAAUUCACACUGGCGAAAAACCCUAUGAAUGUAAACAGUGUGGUAAGACCUUUAGACACUACAGUAGUCUUCAAUUACAUAAAAAAAUUCAUACCGGAGAAAAACCGUAUGAUUGUAAACAAUGUGGUAAAGCCUUUAUUGAUCACAGUAAUCUUCAAAGACAUGAAAAAAUUCAUACCGGAGGAAUACCAUAUGAGUGUGAACACUGUGGUAAAGCCUUUAGACAUGACAGUCAUCUUCAAAGGCACGAAAGAACACAUACUGGAGAGAAACUCUAUGAAUGUAAGCAGUGUGGUAAAACCUUUACAGAUCACAAUAAUCUUCAAAGACAUGAAAAAAUUCAUACUGGAGGAAUACUUCAUGAAUGCAAACAUUGUGGUAAAGCCUUUAGACAUGAUAGUCAGCUUCAAAGACAUGAAAGAACACAUACGGGAGAGAAACCCUAUGAAUGCAAACAAUGUGGGAAAGCCUUUAAACAACAUAGUAAUCUUCAAAGACAUGAAAAAACACAUACUGGAGAGAAACCAUAUGCCUGUAAACAAUGUGAUAAAGCUUUUAGACGGUACAGCCAUCUCCAAUUACAUGAAAAAAUUCAUACUGGAGAAAAACCUUAUGAAUGUAAACAGUGUGGGAAAGCCUUUAGACGUCACAGUAAUCUUAAAUUGCAUGAAAAUAUUCAUACUGGAGAAAAACCAUAUGAAUGUAAACAGUGUGGUAAGGCCUUUACAUUUCCUGGUUCCUUACAGUUACAUGAAAAAAGUCAUACUGGAGAAAAACCAUAUGAAUGCAAACUAUGUGUUAAAGCCUUUAGACGUCACAGUGAUCUUCAAAGACAUGAAAAAACUCAUACUAGAGAAAAACCCUAUAAAUGUGAAAAGUGUGGUAAAGCCUUUACAAAUCAUAGUCAUCUUCAAAGACAUGAAAAAAUUCAUACUGUAGCAAAGCCCCACGAAUGUAAGUAUUGUGGUAAAGCCUUUAGACGUCACUGCCGACUCCAAUUACAUGAAAAAAUUCAUACUGGAGAAAAACCAUAUGAAUGUAAACAGUGUGGAAAAGGCUUUAGAUGUCAACGUUAUCUCCAAUUACAUGAAAAAAUUCACACUGGAGAAAAACCAUAUGAAUGUAAACAGUGUGGUAAAGCCUUUAGACAUUACAGUAAUGUUAAAUUACAUGAAAAAAUUCAUACUGGAGAAAAACCCUAUGAAUGUAAACAAUGUGGGAAGGCCUUUACAGAUCACAGUAAUCUUCAAAGACAUGAAAAAAUUCAUACCGGAGAAAAACCCUAUGAAUGUAAAGAAUGUGGUAAAGCAUUUAGAUGUUAUAGUGACCUUCAAAGACAUGAAAAAAUUCAUACUAGAGAAAAACCCUAUGAAUGUCGACAAUGUGGUAAAGCCUUUAGAUGCCAUAGUUAUCUUCAAUUACAUGAAAAAAUUCAUACUGGAGAAAAGCCCUAUGAAUGUAAACAAUGUGGCAAAGCCUUUAGACAUUACAGUAAUCUUAAAUUACAUGAAAAAAUUCAUACUGAAGAAAAAGCCUAUGAAUGUGAACAGUGUCAUAAAGCCUUUAGACGUUACAGUAAUCUUCAAAGACAUGAAAGAAUCCAUACUGGAGAAAAACCCUAUGAGUGUAAACAAUGUGGCAAAGCCUUUAGAUGUCACAGUGAUGUUCAAAGACAUGAAAAAAUUCAUACUAGACAAAACUCUGUUGAUAUGAACAGUGUGGAAAAGCCUUUAGACGUCACAGUCAUCUUUAAUUACAUGAAAGAAUUCAUAUUUUAGUAAAACUAUGAAUUUAGACAGUGAGAUAAAUUCUUUAGAUGUCACAGUUAUCUUUUUUGUGUGUGGGAAAUUCAUAUUGGACCAAAGCCCAGUGAAUGAAAGCAAUCUGGUAAAUCCUACAUGUGGUACAUUUAUCUUAAAUUACAUGAAAAAAAUUCAUACUGGAGAAAAACUCUGUUAAUACAAAAUAAGAAAACCUUUACAUUUCAUAGUUCCUUACAAUUAUAAGAGGAAAUUGUGACAAAGAACACUGUGAAUGUGAACAAUGCCUGUAAUUGGUAAACUUCCUGAAAUAACAUGGGAGAUCAGUUUUACACACAGUGUUCCUUCAAUAUAUAACCCAUGGGAGAAAAUUCCUAGAAAAUCCACGUGGUUAGUACUUUAUGAGUUCACUUCAGUUAUGGAUAAGAACUCACUCUAAAUCUCUAAGAGUAUAAACAACAGGGUCAAGGAUUGAGGAAUUGAAGUCCUAAGAGCACUAUUGUAUGAGACUUUUCCUGAGGAGAAAAUGUCUACUCACCUGAGACAGGGAACUGGUGACAGAAAAAAAGUAAUUCUCUCCAAAUUCACUUAGGUGAACCUAUGAUUUUAUUGGGGUUACUUCCAGGAGCAUGGACAGUCAGAUGCAUCACCAAAAAGCCCAUCCAGCCUAAGUGAUGUCUCAUGGAAGCUGCAAUCCUGAGAUCUUUGCAUAAUUGGCAGGCAGCUUAGUUGGGGAAUUUCUUUUCAUAAUUAUUUGCUGCUUCUAUAACCUUGCGGAGUGGCCUUGAGAAUCUUGUAAAUUCAAGUUUUCUAGACCUUGUUUUAUUUCUUGAGUCUCAUGCCUCCCUUUGAGAGACUGUCAAUUCUGAGGAAAUUGCUAGACAAUAGUCUACCCCUCCUCUGGCUCUUACAUUUUUUGGUAAUGCUUCUAGAUCCUUGGGGGCAGGUAGAGGGAUAUAAGUGAUCAUCUAUGGCUCACAUUAGUUCACUGUGCCAGAGCAAUACUGACUUUUUCUCAGAUCUUCAUCAUUGGUUCUGAGUCUUUGUGGUAUACCAUCCAUUGUGAAAGGAAGUUUCCUUCCAGGGUGGAUGGCAGCUGACAUAGUAGUGAUCUAUUAGGCAUGAAUUGAAGUGUUUAGAAGAAAAUUUGAGAGGCACAUCAUAUCACCUAACAGAACAAUAGCAGUUACUACCUUCUGGGGCCUAUGACCUAUCCAGCAAGUUUUAUUCCUGGCCUAUAAUAUCAGACACAAACUUUCUCCUGUGGAGUGGGCUUUAAAUCCAAUCUGAAAGCUGCUUGUUGGACUCAAACAGUAGUUGUGCUACUAUUGCACCAGGAGGCAUAUUCUCCCUGUCCUCUUGGUACUGAUCACAGUGUUUGUAGCUGAGCAGGAUGGUUGGUGACAAUUCUCCCCGAGCCAUCUGCAUUGCACCUGGCACCAUGCAAGCCAGCCAGUAUGGAGGAAGUGUCCACCUUACUACAGCAUCAUUUUUCCAUGCCCUGCAACCCAAGCAUGUGAUGUCUUCAGUAGUGACCAUCCUGUUUCAGCAUGUAACCAACGGUAGUGGCAAUAGCCUUCAUGGUUGUGGGAUGCCUCCAUCUCCCAGGUGGUGGUGUUAAAGGCAUGUCCCAACACCCAGCUACUAAUAAUACAUUUAAAUAUUAACUAGCCCCAGUAGGUUUGUGAGUUAGGGGGAUGUACUUUUGCACCUGGAUUGCCUUUAGUUGAGAUCUGUGCAUCAGUGUUUGUGAAAUGAGUAGCCUUGUCAUAGCCAGUUAACACUGAGUUGGGGGAAAGCCUUGUUGGUGGCUUUUUCUGUUCCUCACUUGCCUGGAGAUGCUUGUAAGAGGCCUGUGACAGUGUCCACACUUGUGAGGGUAUGUGCCUGUCACUGAUAGGCAUAGAUACCAUAUGAUGUGUUUGUCACUACUUAAAGGGCAAAUUGACUUAUGUAUGUGUCUAUAAUAUCUAGAGUCAGGCUUUGAUUGAGAGAACAGGUAGAACAUGUGAUUGGCACUUUAAUAAAAAUUGUCUGAGUAAAAAGCAGUGA